GUGUCUGUGGUAAUAAUGUGCGCGCUCGUGUUGCCGAUUCACAUCUCCGCGUGUCUCCCGUGCGUUUAAACCUUUCCAGCGCCGCAAGACACGCAUGGAGUUGCGCACCGACGCGGUAUUGGCCAGUCUGGAGAUGUCGGAGCCGGUGAUAAAUGACGAGGAUUAUGAGAGUUUACCCGCUCAUGCCUCCCUGGGCACGCACAUGACAGCAGGAGCCGUGGCCGGAAUACUGGAGCACACAGUCAUGUACCCUGUGGAUUCAGUCAAGACACGAAUGCAGAGUUUACAGCCGGACCCGAAGGCUCAGUACCGCAGUGUGUACGGUGCACUGAAGAGGAUCGUGCGGACAGAGGGUCUCCUUCGCCCUUUGAGGGGUCUCAAUAUCACUGUUCUGGGGGCCGGUCCAGCACACGCUCUCUAUUUCGCCUGCUACGAGCGAAUCAAGCGCAGCCUUAGUGACGUCAUCCAAAAUGGAGGCAACAGCCACAUAGCUAACGGUGUGGCAGGGAGUGUCGCUACUGUCCUCCAUGAUGCAGUCAUGAACCCAGCUGAAGUGGUGAAGCAGCGAAUGCAGAUGUACAACUCUCCAUACCGCAGCUUGUACGACUGUGUGCUGAUGGUCAGCCGUAAAGAAGGACUGGCUGCUUUCUACCGCAGCUACAGCACUCAGCUGACCAUGAAUAUCCCCUUCCAGGCCGUUCAUUUCAUCACCUAUGAAUUCAUGCAGGAACAUUUCAACCCCCAUCGCCAGUACCGGCCUGAAACGCACAUCAUAUCCGGAGCUGCAGCCGGAGCCGUUUCUGCUGCAGUCACCACUCCGCUGGACGUCUGUAAAACGCUGCUGAACACGCAGGAGAAUGUCGCGCUGAGCUCCGCACAUGUUAGCGGCCAUCUAUCAGGCAUGGUGAACGCACUCAGGACGGUUUACCGACUAGGAGGCGUACCCGCGUUUUUUAAAGGCAUCCAGGCCAGAGUCAUUUAUCAGAUGCCGUCUACAGCCAUCGCCUGGUCCGUCUAUGAGUUCUUCAAGUACUUUCUGACUCAACACGAGACGCACGUUCAGGAAGUUUCCCACAAAACCAGCCCUACAUGAGGCUCAAUCCAUUCCAAUUUCAUCUCGAAGGGGAAUGUAGAUUUCUCAUGCAAUCGUCGACACUCCGGUGCCUGUUUGUAUUAAUUUAUUAAAUGAGUUUCAUGUUGUUACAGGAAUGUACGGACGGAUGCACACUACAGAACACUUCGUAACAGAAAGAUGUCUUGUUUGUAUUCUCCCACACGUAUUUAUGAUCGAGAGCGCGUUUAUAUUUAUAUAUAUAUAUAUAUGCAUUCCCACCAUCUUCUCGACGAUUAAACCUACCCGUGAGGUAGGACGUUUUUAUUUUUAUUUUUUAAUUAUUGGGUUUUCUGGACUUUUCGUUUCGCAAGUUUAAAAGAGUUUUACUUUUAUCGCUUGAGUUAUUUUUAUUGGAAAUCAUUUUGUACGAUAUAUAUUUGAAUUCUGUUGCACAAUAACGAGAGUUCGUGUUUUUUUUUUUACUCUUGUUAUAGAAAAGCUGCCUGGCUAUUAUUAACUAUUUAAAAUCGGACGCAAAUUUUUGCUAAUAAUUUCGAUGUGUUUUGUAAUGCGAAUUUUUAGCUUGUGAAUUUCAAAGUCAGGGAAAUAUCUAGUCAGCAUAUAUCUAGUCUGAUUUAUUAUUGUCAUUCUACAAUACAACUUGAUGAACAAACAUGAUUUUUAUUCACAUUCCGUUAUUCGCAAAAUUUACUGACAAAAGUCCAAAGCUAGUUUACGCGUGGUUUAGCAUUUUUGUCAAAACGUUAUUUUACAUUUUAGGUCACUGGUCUCGAGCUCAAUUCCUGGAGGGCCGCAGCUCUGCGUAGUUUAGCUCCAACUCACACCUGCUUAUUAGUCUUCUGUAGUCUUGAACACCUUGAUUAUUUGGAUCAGCUGUGUUUGAUUAGGGUUGGAGCAAAACUGUGCAGAGCUGCUACCCUCCAGGAAUCGAGUUUGAGACCUAUGCUUUAAGAUGAUCUACUAUUGAUAUUUUAUUUCCAAAGAGACAAAAAUUGGAUACUAAUUUAAACCGAAAUCAUCACACUAAAGCACUAAUGUACUCUAAAUCAGUGUUUCUCAACCACGUUCACCAGCACUGCAUAUUUUGGAUUCCAUUCAAUUCAUCUUUAUUUCUAUAGCGGUUUUACAAUGUAGAUUGUGUCAAAGCAGCUUAACGUAGAAGGAUUAUAGUAAAUUGAAACUGUCAGUCCAGUUUUCAGAGUUAAAGAUCAGUUUAGAUCAGUUCAUUGUGGAUUAAAUUUCACUGCUGAAAAUCCAAACAUUGAAGAGCAAAUCCAUCGAUGCGCAGCUCCACAAGUCCCAAACCAA
Messenger RNA from Danio aesculapii, 2383 nucleotides. RefSeq names its product solute carrier family 25 member 37 (gene slc25a37). NCBI's taxonomy places the organism in Eukaryota, Metazoa, Chordata, Actinopteri, Cypriniformes, Danionidae. The transcript has 4 exons. Gene Ontology annotation, molecular function: ferrous iron transmembrane transporter activity. Gene Ontology annotation, cellular component: mitochondrial membrane. Bases 95 to 1093 code for a protein of 332 amino acids. Gene Ontology annotation, biological process: iron import into the mitochondrion. The record is from RefSeq and is a predicted model, not a curated record.